Molecule: messenger RNA, 637 nt
Organism: Oryza sativa Japonica Group (Japanese rice)
Lineage: Eukaryota; Viridiplantae; Streptophyta; Magnoliopsida; Poales; Poaceae
Source: RefSeq, a predicted model, not a curated record
UCGAUCUCGAGAAGCCAUGUCGUCCAAGGGUUUGGUUGUGUUCGCUCUCCUCCUGCUCGCUGCUGCUUUCCUCGCCACCUCAGAGGCGGCCAACUCGCAGCCGACCUACCCUCCGGCCAACGGUGGCAGCGACGGCCAAGCGGGCGGAUCAUCAGCGGCUGGUGGCAACGGCAAAUCGGCCGGCUAUGUUGCGCCCUACUACCCAGGCCCGUGGUGGUGGCCAAACGGCGGCGGCUUCUACCCGCCGCCUCCGUUUAAUGGCGGCCCUGGCUGGUACGACCCGCAGUUCGGCGGCUGCCCAUUUGGGUGCUGUGGCUACGGGGCUUUCAACGAGUGCUUGCAGUGCUGUGCGCGUCCGUGGUUCCCCUUCUGGUGGUGGCCAUAAGGGGCACAGCACAUGCAUGUACUACGCACGGCAUGAAACCAGAGCACGGUGCAUGCAUGCUACCACCCGCUGUUGAACUACAUGUUCGUGAUGGAUGGAAAGUGUGUGUUUAUUUAAUUAAGAGUGGGGAGUGUCAAUGUACGUGUUGUUUGAUCGAUGUAUUGUGCAUGUUGUAUGUGUAACUCUUUAUUAUGGAAUAAAAAGGGGGUGGUGGGGGGUGUGCUUAAUUAGUACUACCUCUGUUUUUUAAUA